Prunus mume (Japanese apricot) is the source of this 1800-nucleotide messenger RNA. RefSeq names its product RING-H2 group F1A (gene RHF1A). The record is from RefSeq and is a predicted model, not a curated record. Gene Ontology annotation, molecular function: ubiquitin-protein transferase activity. NCBI's taxonomy places the organism in Eukaryota, Viridiplantae, Streptophyta, Magnoliopsida, Rosales, Rosaceae.
GUAAAGGAGCAAAUGAUAAAAAGAGAUCAAAAGAAAUUUAGAGAUUAUAUAAAUGUGAACUGAGUUUUGAUUCCAUCAAACCAAAGCGUGUGAAUCGGUUUAAUUGCUGAGUUUUCUGAACUUUUCAUCUUUCUCCUCCUAAAAUUCUUUACUUUGACCCUUUACUCUUUCAUUCUCUCUUUGCAGCACUUUUCUAGGGUUCCUUUCUUCUUCUUCUUCAUCCACAAUCAUUCUUCUCCUCCUUCAUAAAGUCACUCCUUCUGUACCGUUCUCUGUGUCCACGUUCUCUCGCUUAGUACACUGUUCAAAAUGGCCUCUUUCGCUCCCUCUUCUUCUCUGAAUCCGAAACCCGUUUCAGCUCUAUCUUUUUCUUCUCCAGAUGUUGUUGAUGACAGCUAUGAAGACUCCUGCAGUAUCUGCCUUGAGCCUUUCAACUGCGAUGACCCAGCCACUAUUACCAGCUGCAAACAUGAAUAUCAUCUUCACUGUAUUUUAGAAUGGUCACAAAGAAGUAAAGAAUGCCCAAUUUGUUGGCAGUUACUUGUCUUGAAGGAUCCUGCUUGUCAAGGGCUUCUAGAUGCUGUACAAAAUGAGAGGCGCUCAAGGUCCAGAAAAAUAUCUUCCAUGGCCCCCCAGGCUUUUCAACAUUCCUAUGAGGACUUUGAUGUUGAGCACGACUCUUUCUCAGAUGACUCUGAUUUGGAUGAGCGUAUUAUGCAGCAUCUUGCUGCUGCUUCAAGCAGAGCUCGUUACAUUCGCAGACGGGAAAAACAGAGAUCUUCUGGCCUAGGUCCUUCCCAUGUUUUUAUUUUCUCCCCUCAUGAAAAUGGGAGUGGUAUGCAGCAAACAUACCCAACGUCUCCAGAAGAAUGCCAAAGUUAUGGGUCACCCAGAGGUGAUUCACCUACUUCUCAAAGGCCACCUGUUAUUCAACCUCCACCAUCUUUUAUCUGCAGCACUGCCGCCAAUAGUGAUGUCCCUUACAAACCAAGAGUGCUUUAUGGCCAGUCAUCACCUGAUGGUCCACGCAGACAAAGCCCAUCUGAGAUGAUCAAUUUGCCUGAUUCUAUCAAAUCCAAGUUGUCUGCUGCCUCAGCCAGAUACAAAGAGUCAAUCUCUAGAAGCACUCGAGGCUUUAAGGAGAAGCUAGUUGCUCGUAACAACUCAGUCAAGGAGCUCAGCAAAGGAGUUCAGCGUGAGAUGAGUGCAGGAAUUGCUGGUGUUGCACGAAUGUUUGAGCGCCUAGACCUUACCCCAAAGAAACCUGGAGCCCCCACUCCAGUUUCUGGUUGUAAUGGAGGCACUUCAAAUUUCAAGGGAAAAGGUGUGCUAGAGAAUGUUAUUGUUCAGUCUUGUAACAAAAGUAGCGGGAGAAUCGCUGAUGAGAGUUCAGAUGGACCCUCUCACAUCACAGUUGCUGCACCAGGCCGUGUUGGUGUUGAAGUUUCUUCUGCGCAGAGCGAACACUGAUACAAUGAAGUUUGUAUUUGGCUCCUCGACUGAUAGUUUCUGUCUUAACUCUCAAGCGUAAGGCACAUGUUUUACCUCUCAAGCAUUAGGCAUAUCAGCAAGUGACGUUAUGCGAAGAUCCAAGCUGCUGGUUGGUUUUGCGUCCUGCAUUGCCUAUUUAUGCGAAAUACAAACCAUAGUUCCAUAUGGAUGAGUUAUUUGUCCUGCCCUACAAUUUUUUUCCUUUGUUGCUUAGUAUUAAAGGGAUUCUGGGGGAAUUCUGUGCCAGUUGCCUCAGGCCGUCAACUGUUUAAACUUAUUUUAUUAUAAUAUACUGUGUUUUGCUUCUUU